AUGCCGUUAAACCGCGAACCACGAAGGAAAUUAUUUCCCGGGGCUUUAAUAAUGUUCUCGUGUAAAUAACAGUUUAUGUUUUGAUAAGGUGUAAAUCACACCUGGAUAAGUAGCGCACCUAUUUUAUUAAAAAAUUACAGUCGUUCUGUAUGGUUUAUGGUAAAAAAAAUAACGUCUAAUAUAGGAUCAAAAGCCUGGAAAAAGCCCCAAGAAGGCAAAGGCCAGCAGGAGAAUAAGAAAAAUGGCGACGAGAUCACCAAGACGUGCGCGUCAACCGCUAAGAGAAUAUCUAAUCGACACAGGUGACCUUCCGAACCAAUGGCGACCUAUAACUCCAACAGUUACACCUGAUGAGUCAAUUAUACGACAGAGAGGGAGAAAAUCAAAAUCAACCACAGCAACCAGGACAAGUCCAAGAAAAUCGCCUCGCAAAUCUGUAACCACAGAUUUAACACAAUUGGAUGAUUCAGUCAGUUCACCAGCUGUUGAAAAAGACACAGACACACCAGGAAGAACCAAUUCAGCACUUCGUGGAGUCCGGAAGAGGCUGGUUUUAUAUCAAGAAGAUACCUCAGAAGAUACAGAUUUUUUAAUAUCCUAUGGUUCACCAGCCAAGAAGAAAAAAGAUAUAAAGAAAAAUCAAGUUUGUGAGUUGACUGAUAAAUUAAAAGCUUUAAGUCAGCAACAAAUAAUUGAUGUUGUUCUGAAAAUAGUUGGAGGUGACAAUCAACUAAAACAAGAAGUGUUAAAUUCACUACCUAGACCUGAUGUUACACCACUUAUUAAAAAUCUAGAAUAUUUACAGAGAAAUAUUUAUAAAUCCUUACCUAACUCCAGAUUUGGUUCUGGGCGUGAUGCUUUUUGUUACAGAAGAGUAAAAACACAUGUCAUGAGCUUCAAGACGGCUUGUGUUGGACAAGGUAAACAACUAGCAGAGGCUAACUCAUGGAAUACAGCUCUAGAUUAUAUAGAGAAAGCCUGGGAAGAAGUUGGUAAUUUACCUGAUUGGGAUGAUGCUAGUCAUUGUAAAACUAAAGAUAGUUGCUAUCGUUCAUUAGCAGCAUUGACUAAACAAGCUAUAAAAGCCUGUUCUUUACAAAAGCAGGAAGUGGAAGAAUUUAAAGAAUGGUUGUUAGAAGUGAGUGUAGAAAGAGUUGAAAUGAAACCUUGUAUAGCAAUGGUGGAUAAGAAGAUAUCUAGCUUUAAAUAAACCUUAACCUUGUUAAAAGCAUACUCAAUAAUAUACAGUGGAAAUGUCAUUUUAAGUUAAAUGAAAUUUUUCAAAAAUUGAUUAUUAAUGUUCCAUUGUGUUGGGUCGAUAAAUUGUCUAAGUUUAGAGAAAGGGCUAUUUUUGAUAUCAAUGCUUGAAAUUGAUUUCAUCCAAAUAAUUUGUUGAAAUAUUACUAAUAAGUCUUACUGUCCCCUUUCACUUGAGACCUGCUGAGAAGAACAAUCUUCAUUUUUAGCCUGGUUCUCUUUGUCAGGUGUGGCUAUUAUUGAACUUGGUAUUUCAUGAAGAGUGGGCAGAAAAAUCACUGCCAUCCCAUUGCAAAAUAGUUUGUGCAAUUUAUACAUCAUUUUCCAUUAUGAGAUUAACCUGUAGGUGAUGAGUUGAUGAAUGUUUUAUAGAACUGUGUAUAUAAUAUUGAAAUAAAUGAGAUAACUUGUGGUACAUUUUAACCCUUCCUGAGCUAACCACUUCAUACCCAUAGAGGGCUAUGCAAAUAUUGAGUAAAAAUCAAGCUUUAGACCCUGUUGUGAAAAACCAUGCAUACCUUGAAUAUGAAUGCGACUACAACUGUAAAAUUGCAAAUGUAUAUCCAUUAUAUAUGACUUGGGAUUUUUGCAUAUGUUUAGUUUAGAUUUUAUGGUUACUAUGGUUACCAGUGUGUUUCAAAAUGGCUGCCAUAUUAUUGUCAUAAAUGAAAUAUUGGAUAUUUUCUUGUCAUUAAAAAAUUCAAGAUGGUCAGGAAUAAAGCUAUAUGGAUUAUUAACAUGAUAGAUAUCUCUUUUGUAAGAAUAGUAUAGGUUUUUGGGGAAAAGUCACUAAAUUGUGAUAAUAAUGUUUUUUUCUAAAAAUAAUAAAAUGUAAACGAGCAGUAUUGACAAUUUUGCGGUAGGCAACACACAUAUAAAAAUCAUCAUUAACAAGUUUUUAUUAACAAUAAAAUAAAAAUAAAUUAAAUAUUUGGAAAAUAACAAUAAUAUAUACCGAAAUAUUCACAUUAGGGUUGCCAUGGUAACCAAUUUGACCAUAUCGUAUACGUCUAUAUUGGUAGCGAUCUACGUGCGCGACUGUAUAAAAGCAGACGAAUAAUUUCUUCCGGAGAAGUCUCCCUUUUUUGUGUCUUUACUUUGUGACAAACAUCUGAAUUUUCAUCACAAGAAGAAUCCCCACUAAUAGUAUAGUCACUACCCGAAUCCAAUAUAGGCGUGACGUCAUCGACAUCGGGACUCACGGCUAAAUUCAGUCGCAGUCUUUUUGUUGUGAAGGACGCCAUUCCUCGGCUGUUCUGACUAUUGAUGGCUGUUCCGUCAAUAGAGGAAACCCCCUCGUAAUAAAAACUUGUAAUAAAAACUCGUGUUAUACACCAUCUAAGGUUAAAACCAUGCUUUUACAGGGGAGUAAACCAAGUUAAAUAAACUUCCCGACUAUCGUCGGGUGCCGCUCUGACAGACUAUAAAAUUAUCCCGACGAUUGUCGGGAUUAGCUCAGGAAGGGUUAAAGAUAUAGUUUAAAGGGACAUUAACACUCUUGCUGGCUUGACAGCUCCAGAAAUAAAAAAAAUAGCCUUAUUCUAAGUACUAGAUGUGUUAGUGUCUUACCUGUUGUGUAAAUUAUCCAUUAAAUCCUAUUUUACUUGUCCAGAGGGUUCGAAAAUAUUUUUAAAUCCAAGUCACAUUUGAAAAGCUUUACAUCAGGCUUUUCAAAUCAUUUAGUUGAAUUUUUCCAAUUUUUUUAAAUUAGGUGUGUUAAGAUGAAAUUUGUAUCAUCAAUUAAUUAGAAUAUUGUAAAAUAGUGCAAUUUGUUGACCGAAAAAGAUUGGGACAUAUUAUUCAGUUACAACAAGAGUGGUAUUGAGCCUUUAAUAUAAAUUCUAUUUUGAAAUUGCAUUUGUAACCUUCAUAUAGGUAAAUGGAAUAAUUUUGACAAGAUUCUAGUAAUCUAAGCAUUGUUGAAGAAGAAUUUUGGGUUACAGCCUUAAACAAUGUUACAUGAUUAUGAGCAAGACCUUUUGCAGCAUACUGUUUGUAAGGUUUUCAUCUUCAGGUUUAUAGUGCAAAUUGAACUGUAGUGCUAUAAUGAAUUCAGUUUAUAAUGGUAACAAUUGAAAUGUUUAUAUUAGAAUCAAAUUAAAUGUGAAUAAACUGAUUGAAGACAAA
Molecule: messenger RNA, 3384 nt
Organism: Patella vulgata (common limpet)
Lineage: Eukaryota; Metazoa; Mollusca; Gastropoda; Patellidae
Exons: 7
Coding region: 242-1210 (322 amino acids)
Biological process (GO): nuclear protein quality control by the ubiquitin-proteasome system; proteasome localization
Cellular component (GO): nucleus
Source: RefSeq, a predicted model, not a curated record